Didymodactylos carnosus is the source of this 735-nucleotide messenger RNA. NCBI's taxonomy places the organism in Eukaryota, Metazoa, Rotifera, Eurotatoria, Philodinida, Philodinidae. The record is from the annotation of a GenBank genome assembly.
AUGGUACAAACAAGAGCACAACAACAAGCAAUUUUUACAGAAGAAACACAAAGGUUAGGUGAUAUUCAAAUCGAACAAACAAACAACAAUCAAGCACAAAACGCAAGUUUAAUUAGUUAUCGUCCAUCACAAUUCAUUAUGGCAAAUAAAAUCGUCCAAACACUGCUCGCAAAAAAGUUAGAAGAAGCACCCAAAUUUGAAGGAAAAUCUGACGAAAAUGUGUUGAAAUGGUUGAAAAAUAUUGGAAAUGCAUUUAAACUGGCGAAACUAGACGAUUCAACAAACUUAGCACUGAUAGCAAAUUAUUUAGGUGGCGAAGCCGAAAUAGCAAAAACAUAUUCGUCACCAGCAGCGCAACAAUUGGCAGCACAACAACUGCAAAAUCGCAAACAAGGUUUACAGGAAUCAGUGAUGCAUUAUUAUAAUGACAUUCAUGAGUUAUGUGAAGCAAUGGACAAUCAAAUGACAGAUCAAUCCAAACUAAUCUAUUUAUCACAAGGAUUAAAGUUAUCAUUACACAAAGAGGUUGCACAAAAAGAAGAACGUUUAGACCAGUCGUAUACACACGCUAUGCAGUUACUCGAAUCAUCAGACAACAAUGCUCCUAGAGCACCAACAUUUAUUAAUCCUCCCCAGUAUCAACAGCAAGAUCCACUCGAUCGUAAUUAUUAUACAAUGACCAACCAACAGCAAUACAGACCAUCUGGUAGUUAUUACCGUCCACAACAACAAUAA